UCACGACAAUCUUUGAACGAUAGCCGGCAGAGAGUAUUUUUAUUUGCCGGGAAAAUUAAUUGCACGAAAGAGCAGUUUGUCAACGUGGAAGAAUCUUCGGCGUCCACAUCGAUUUCCAGCAAAUCGGAAUCACCAGCAAAUACUGCUUGAGACCACUAUUUCAAAAUCCCCUCUCCCUUGCGACUUGCGACUUGCGAGCUUCGUUAAGAGCAUAAAGUAUACAACAAAACAAAGAGCUCGAAACAACCAUUAAUGUCGAAGACCGUUAAAAUGCUUGUUUGUGUUGGUAUCCGAUACAUAUAGGCCUGCAGCAACGAUUUCAGCAUCCACAUCUCGGUCGAAAAGAAAAAGAGCGUUGAUACUGAAUACUUUUUUCUUUUGGCCAUUUUCUAUCGAUUCACUUGGAGGGAUCUCGUCCGUUGAUUACUGGCCGGCUAGGGUUUCUGCAAUUAAACAAAAUAUUUUCGGAUCACGCGAUUUCAGUUUUGCUUUAUAUAGGUUCGGAAGUACUGCGGUUGCCGAUGUUCGACUUGUCCAUUACAAUGAGCUACAACACUUGAGUUUGUAUCUCUAUUUCGCUUGUGUUAGAUCCAUGGAAGCAGAUUCUGAGAAUUUGAUGUUGUGAGUCUGCAGUAAGGUGUUUACUUAAGGAAUGUCAGAGGUUACGGCUUCGAAGUCAUGGUCAGAGGAGCUCGCGAGCCUUGUUGAGGACACAGGGAUAAGAUAUACCGACGACGGAAUUGGAACCGCUCCGACGGCCGGGGAAAAAAAGAGGACAGACUUUACCAGUAGUGAGGGGCUUGGAGGCGAUGCGGCUGAAGUAGAGAGCUUUAAGGACCAAGUUAAAGGAUUUUUGAAGGCUGUUGCUGAAAUGCUCCAUGAGUUGGCCAGGGGUUGCAGGGAUAUAGUGCAACAGACUCUUGGGAACGAGGCUUCAUUUAUUGCGGAAAGGGUGGCAGGUCCCUGGGCAAAGGUUUCGAAUAGAUUAAGAUUCAUGAACGAAUUAUUGCCGGAGGACCGGGAUCCAGCUCAUGCGUGGCCGGUUGUGUUUUUCGUUUUUAUCCUUGCACUUGCAGUAUUGAGCAUAAAUACUGGGCGUGAUAGUACAGUUCCACAGACAAAGAAAGUGUAUGUACAUCCUCCUAGCGCUAGCCGCUUUCAACUUCCAGAUGGGAGAUACAUGGCAUUUUAUGAGCAAGGUGUUCCCACUGAUAGGGCUAGAGUUUCCAUGAUUGCUCCACAUUACUUUCUUUCUUCCCGACUUGGAGGGAUACCUGGAAUUAAAGAAUCACUGUUGGAGGAGUUUGGUGUUCACAUGGUCACAUAUGACCUUCCUGGCUUUGGGGAGAGUGAUCCCCAUUCUAACAGGAAUCUUAACACAUCUGCCUGGGAUAUGUUAUCUGUAGCAAAUGCUAUUGGUGUAAGUGACAAGUUCUGGGUGGUGGGUUACUCAACUGGAAGCAUUCAUGCUUGGGCUGCGCUGAGACAUAUUCCUGAUAGAAUUGCAGGUGCAGCCAUGUUUGCUCCAAUGGUUAAUCCUUAUGAUUCAAAAAUGAGUAAGGAAGAGAGAAAAAGAACUUGGGAGAAGUGGACACCUAGAAGGAAAAUGAUGUACUUUCUAGCCCAAAGGUUUCCAAGAUUUCUUGCUUACUUCUACAAACGGAUCUUCCUAUCUGGAAAGCAUGGUGAACUUGACAAGUGGUUAUCAGUAUCACUAGGGAAGAAGGAUAGAAUUCUGAUAGAGGACCCAAAGUUUGAAGCAUUUUGGCAGAGGAAUGUGGAGGAAUCCAUCCGCCAAGGAAAUCCAAAACCAUUUGUGGAGGAAGCAAUACUACAGGUGUCAAAUUGGGGUUUUAACCUUGCAGACCUUAAGGUGCAGAAGAAGCGCCUAGGAAAAGGCAUCCUUCCUUGGCUCAAAUCCAUGUACAGUCAAGCUGAUUGGGAGUUGACAGGCUUUCUUGGCCCAAUACACAUUUGGCAGGGGAUGGAUGAUCAGGUUGUGCCACCAGCAGUGACUGACUUUGUGCACCGGAUUCUACCAGAGGCUAUAGUGCAUAAGCUUGUCGAUGAGGGCCAUUUCUCGUAUUUCUGUUUCUGUGAUGAAUGCCAUAGACAGAUUUUCUUGACUCUUUUUGGAACACCGCAAGGCCCUCUCAACAGGACAAUUGAGCCUAAUCAAAUUAUUUUUGGGGAGAUGGAUGGUCCAGUUGAGGUUCCCAUUACUGAUUCUACCACCUAUUGAAAUAUAACUUCUGCUUUAGUUUCAUCAAAAUUUCUGGUAUGGAUUCGGUUCAGUUUGAGAAAAGAACUCCUGUAAAUACUACACUUCUGCUUCAUUUAAUUGUGAUGCGAAAUUGCCUACAAGUUUGUAGUCAAAUUCCCAUUUCUUUCUGCAACGCAACAGGAAGGAGAUGAACGCAGAAUGCAUGGAGAGUUUUGGAUGAGAUGUUGAAUAAAGUGAAAACGGGAACAAUUUUAAUUGUGUUUCGUCUCCCUUUCAAGGAAAUGGUUUGCAGCGCUUCCUAUGUUGUAAAUUUUGAAUUCAACAAUGGAUUUGUGCCCUGUAAAGCUUUUAAUGUACCAAAAAUGGAUUUCAGUCACCACUCAAAGUGAAUUUUGUGGCCAUUGCAGGCUUUGCAGAAUA
Molecule: messenger RNA, 2644 nt
Organism: Nelumbo nucifera (sacred lotus)
Lineage: Eukaryota; Viridiplantae; Streptophyta; Magnoliopsida; Proteales; Nelumbonaceae
Source: RefSeq, a predicted model, not a curated record